AUGCCAAAGCCACACGCUCUGGUGGCGCUGCGGCGGCGGUACGGCCUGCUGGCGGCGAAGGGGAACGCGCAGGCGAUGUACAACCUCGGCCGGAUGCAUGAGAGAGGCGAGGGCGGGCCCGAGGACGCUGUGGAGGCGCGGCGCCUCUACCGCUUGGCGGCGGCGCAGGGGCAUGCUGAUGCGCAGUUCAGGCUAGGCGUCAUGCACUGGCACGCCGAGGGUGGCCCUGAGGACUGCGCGGAAACGCGGAGGCUGUUCGGCUUGGCGGCGGCGCAGGGAAACGCUCAUGCGCAAUGCUUUCUCGGCGGCAUGCAUGAUGCCGGAGAGGGUGGGCCACAGGAUCUCGUCGAGGCGCGACGGCUGUACGGCCUGGCGGCGGCGCAGGGGCAUGCUCGGGCGCAGUUCCACCUCGGCGGCAUGCUCGCCAACGGCGAGGGCGGCCCUGAGGACUGCGCGGAAGCGCGGAGGCUGUUCGGCUUGGCGGCGGCGCAGGGAGACGCUGAUGCCCAGUGCGACCUCGGCGCCAUGCAUGAUGACGGAGAGGGUGGGCCACAGGAUCUCGUCGAGGCGCGGCGGCUGUACGGCCUGGCGGCGGCACAGGGUCACGCUCUGGCGCAGUUCCACCUCGGCGGCAUGCUCGCCGACGGCGAGGGCGGGCCCGAGGACGCUGUGGAGGCGCGGCGCCUCUACCGCUUGGCGGCGGCGCAGGGGCAUGCUGAUGCGCAGUUCAGGCUAGGCGUCAUGCACUGGCACGCCGAGGGUGGCCCUGAGGACUGCGCGGAAACGCGGAGGCUGUUCGGCUUGGCGGCGGCGCAGGGAAACGCUCAUGCGCAAUGCUUUCUCGGCGGCAUGCAUGAUGCCGGAGAGGGUGGGCCACAGGAUCUCGUCGAGGCGCGACGGCUGUACGGCCUGGCGGCGGCGCAGGGGCAUGCUCGGGCGCAGUUCCACCUCGGCGGCAUGCUCGCCAACGGCGAGGGCGGCCCUGAGGACUGCGCGGAAGCGCGGAGGCUGUUCGGCUUGGCGGCGGCGCAGGGAGACGCUGAUGCCCAGUGCGACCUCGGCGCCAUGCAUGAUGACGGAGAGGGUGGGCCACAGGAUCUCGUCGAGGCGCGGCGGCUGUACGGCCUGGCGGCGGCACAGGGUCACGCUCUGGCGCAGUUCCACCUCGGCGGCAUGCUCGCCGACGGCGAGGGCGGGCCCGAGGACGCUGUGGAGGCGCGGCGCCUCUACCGCUUGGCGGCGGCGCAGGGGCAUGCUCGGGCGCAGUACAGGCUCGGCGGCAUGCUCGCCAACGGCGAGGGCGGCUCUGAGGAUUGCGCGGAAGCGCGGAGGCUGUUCGGCUUGGCGGCGGCGCAGGGAGACGCUGAUGCCCAGGGCACCCUCGGCGCCAUGCAUGAUGACGGCGAGGGCGGGCCACAGGAUCUCGUCGAGGCGCGGCGGCUGUACGGCCUGGCGGCGGCGCAGGGGCAUGCUUUGGCGCAGUUCCACCUCGGCGCCAUGCUCACCGACGGAGAGGGUGGGCCACAGGAUCUCGUCGACGCGCGGCGGCUGUACGGCCUGGCGGCGGCGCAGGGGCAUGCUUUGGCGCAGUUCCACCUCGGCAUCAUGCAUGCGAACGGCGAGGGCGGGCCCCGGGACGACGACGAGGCUCUGCGGCUGUACGACCUCGCGGCGGCGCAAGGCGACGAACGUGCAGAAGACGCCGCUUCCGACCUCCGUGCCGCCCUCGCCGCCACGGACGGGGAGGAUGAGGCUCUGGCGAGUGCUCCCGACGUCGACGACGACGCCGACGAGGAGGGCGCCCCGAUGAGCGCGGACGGCUUGCGCGUCGCUGGCGCUUGCGUCCGCGCGCUGCAGGACUGCAACCAGCACCCGCUGCCGCCAAAGAGCUACGAAUGCCCCGUCUGCCUCGACACGGCCAGCGAGUCGUGGCCGCAUGAGAGACGCUGGCUGGGUCUGCCGGGCUGCGGGCACGUGGUUUGCUCGUCGUGCGCGCUCAGCCUCGCCAACGCCGGAAACUGCGAGUGCCCGCUCUGCCGGCAGUGCUGGCACCUGCCCAAGCUACAGGUGGGCAGCCGCGUCACCAUCCUGUACAACGAGUCCGCCGACGACCGCGAGGAGACGCCUCCGAGUAGCAAGGGCCUGGCCGCGCGGAGUGCUGCCUCCGCAAGCCCGGCGGACGGCAAGGGUGGCGGCGGCGGCGGCCUGCCGUUCGCAUCGCGCGAGCCGGCAAGCGACCGCAUUUCCUUUUGGAAGCGGGCCACGAAGCUGCUGCACCGGCGGUCGGGGCGCGUGGAGGCUUUGGGCGACGCGUCCACGCGGCGCGCCGUCGCGGUGCGGCUGGAUGAGGCGGUGGGGGACGAGUCCGAGGGGACGGGGCUGGAGGUCGCCGUCGUGGGCGUGCCGGAGCCGCAUCUCUUCAUCGUGGAGGAUGACGCGCUGUCCAUCUCUCCCUCGAUGGCCGAUGCGCUCGCCAGGCCAACCGCCUACUCGCUGGUGCAACUCGAAGCCCUCAAGCUGCUCCCGCCUGCGCUGGUGCACUGCUCUGCGUGCGAGGCGCGCUUGCCGAGCUCCGCCUUCUCCAAAAACCAACUCAGACGGCAAGAUGGCCGCUGUAUAGCGUGCGUGGACAGCCGGAUAUUCGCUCCGUCACCGCCUCUGCUAUCGCCGCCUCCGGAUCCGCCACCCGCUGCCCCGCCGCCUGCUGCGCCUCUGCCGCCCACUUCUGGCGUCGAGCCCGGGGCGGAGCUCGCGGAGGCGCCCUCCCCAGUGGACGCGGCGCUGGUGGCGAGGAUCGCGGAGCUGCUCGGCUUGGAGGAGGCGCUACAGGAGGACGGCGCGGCAGAGCUCAUCCGCCGCGCAAACACGCUGUGCGAGAUCGACGGCGAGGGGACCCUCCAGCAGCAGGCCGAGGUCGCCCUCCAUGUGAUCACGACAGGGGCACAGCCGCCGCAUUCCCCUUCUCCCCUCAACCCGUCUCCGCUGCCGUCGCGAGAGGCGACCGCAUCGCCCGCUCCCUCGUCGCUCAGCUUCUCCGCUCCCUCGUCGCUCGGCUUCACGUGCUUGGGCACCGAGAAUCUGUCGAAGAUGGCCAUGUCCUUCUUCAAGAGUGAUGCCUACCUUGUGGCGCAGCGGGUGGCGCACAUGGCGCUGGAGGAGGCGGCGGCCGCAGUCGGUGGAGAGUCGGAGAAGGAGGCGUCGGCGCGGCAGCGUGGCGUUUCCCUCUCGAGAAACGUCCUCGCGAUGGCGGCCGACCAGCUCGCGCAGCAGGGCUGGGCGGAAACCCUCGCUCUCAACGAGCAGCUGGCCCGAAACGUGUCCAACGUCCUUUCGGCAGCUCGCAACGUCAAGGAGUCGGCGAUGGACGCCGCAGGCGCUGCCGACGCGCAGCUGGGGGACGUGGACUUGCUCUCGCGCGUGGGCGAGGACGAGAGGCGCAAGCUCGAGGCGAAGCGGGCGCAGUCGACGGCGCUGCUCGAGCGCGCAACCGAGCUGAUACGCUCCCUGGAGAGGGAGGCGGCCGAGACGUCCGACGGCAAGUCCGCGGCGAUGCGCGAGGAGCUGCAGGUGCUGCAGCUGCAGAUCGAGAGCAUCCGCGACGAGAACUUGCAGCUGCAGGCCGAGCUAGCGCGAGUCCAGUCGGAGCGGGACGAGGCGAUCGAGACGCGCGACGACAUGCUCUCAACCAUGGACCAGCAGCCAGCUGGGGCUGCAGACGCCCGAGGGCAGGCGCGGGCAGAGCAGCCCGACUGCCGCGCACCGAGCGAGAAGCUAAAGGAGCGGCUCAGGGACGGCCAUUGGACGCUCUGCAGACAAGGCGGUGGCCAUCCGGUGUACAAGCGCACCGUCGUGCUUCAGGACGCCACAGAGACCACGGUGCAGGUCUUCAGCCACGCGUCGACGCCCUCCGAUUGGCGUAGCAUGCACAACGCGCUGUCAGAACUUCGAGCGAAGGACAACGGCGUCCUGCAAGCGAUGCCGCUGGCGGACGGCGCGCAGCCCGCUUUGUUUGUGCGGCUGGAUGAGCUGCACAAGGAGAGGAUAGAGUUGGAGCGGCAGCAUGAGUUGAGGAUGGAGCGGAUCGCGGAGGAGAUCGCCAUGAUUGAGGCCAAGUUUGAGAACGCGUAUGGGUAGAGCGAGUCGAGACCGGAGUAGCGCGCGGCUCGCGGCGGAGGGUCGUCGGAGGGCGGGCCGGACGCGGUGCUCCACGCCGAG
Messenger RNA from Emiliania huxleyi CCMP1516, 4215 nucleotides. Its product is annotated as Sel1 domain-containing protein. Bases 1 to 4134 code for a protein of 1377 amino acids. The record is from RefSeq and is a predicted model, not a curated record. The transcript has a single exon. NCBI's taxonomy places the organism in Eukaryota, Haptophyta, Isochrysidales, Noelaerhabdaceae. Gene Ontology annotation, molecular function: protein binding; metal ion binding.